Molecule: messenger RNA, 339 nt
Organism: Trichophyton rubrum CBS 118892
Lineage: Eukaryota; Fungi; Ascomycota; Eurotiomycetes; Onygenales; Arthrodermataceae
Exons: 1
Coding region: 1-339 (112 amino acids)
Source: RefSeq, a predicted model, not a curated record
AUGGGACUUCCAAAAGCAACUGCAACGCCGGCAGCGGAGGUUACAGUCAAUAUCUCUCUGGUUUUAGCAGCGUUUCGUUUAUAUUUGCCGAACCAACGAGAUAUCACAUUGCCCGUACAGACUGCAAAGUGGACACUAGGGCCUUCUUUACCAAUUGCAAGGCCAGAGCCAAUAGACAAAGGUAGAGCAAGUGACUUUAUCACGAGAGUUCGGGCACCAAGGAAUCCUUUCAUGAUGAAGCCGGCAAUGAUGACUUUGAUUUCAGAUAUACCAGAACCCGCAGCGUACGGAGCAAAUGCAUUGACGAGUUUUGCGGAGCAGAAAGCAAAAAGAAUCUAG